Fusarium sp. VM40 is the source of this 999-nucleotide messenger RNA. Lineage: Eukaryota; Fungi; Ascomycota; Sordariomycetes; Hypocreales; Nectriaceae. The record is from the annotation of a GenBank genome assembly.
AUGAGGACUUCAACCAGUCUGGCCCUGGCCGCCUUUGCGCCCAUGACUCUGGCUCGCUUCCUUGACUUUGCUCAGCCCGAACGAAGAGAUCACCCCAUGCCUGAGAUGCCUGAGAUGCCUGAGAUGCCUGAGAUGCCCGCAGUACACGCACCCGCAGCAGAGGCUCACAAGGGUCUCGCAGGUCUCGAAGGACUCAAGGGCCUUGAGGGUAUCACCAAGGGACACAAAACCGAGAUCAUCAUCAUCUGGGCGAACCCCGGAGCUGGCGCUGAGACUACCACCAUCAACGAGAAGGUCACAGUUACCGAGACCAUCACCAAGGGAGGAGACGCUGCUGCCACUCCUCCUCCUGCUGCUGCUCAGCACACUGUUACUGUUGGCGGACCCGGAGGUCUAGUCUACCAGCCCGAGGAGCUGCACGAUGUCCCUAUUGGUGAUACCGUCGUCUUCGAGUUCCUGUCCCAGAACCACACUGUCUCCCAGUCUGGAUUUGACACACCUUGUACUUUCAUGGAGGGUGGUAUGGACUCUGGCUUCAUGGCCAACCCCAACAACACCGUCGUUCCCCCUCCUCAAGUCGCCAUGCAAGUCAUGGUUGACACUCCUUUGUGGUUCUACUGCAAGCAGGGCAACCACUGUGGCCAGGGCAUGGUCUUCUCCAUCAACCCUACAGCCGAGAAGACACAGGCCAAGUUCAAGGAGCUCGCCAUCAAGCAGAAGGGUGACGGUGCUGCCACUCCCAUCACAGGCGGCGCGCCUGCUCCUCCCGCCGCUGCUCCAGCUGAGUCGAAGCCCGCUGAGGCCGCUCCUGCUCCCCCAGCAGCUGCACCCGACGCUGCGAAGCCCGAGGCUACAGGAGUCGUACCCGGCCAGGGCACAAUCGGCGCCGAUGGCAGCUGUGUUUGCAUGGUAUCCUGCUCAGCUAGUGGCUUCCCUGCCCAGGCUCAAGGCAUUAAUUCGUUUGGCGGCAUGGCCGGUGCUCUGCCAUACAAGAUGUAG